Messenger RNA from Fomitiporia mediterranea MF3/22, 2910 nucleotides. RefSeq names its product phenylalanine ammonia-lyase. Gene Ontology annotation, cellular component: cytoplasm. The record is from RefSeq and is a predicted model, not a curated record. Gene Ontology annotation, molecular function: ammonia-lyase activity. The coding region runs from base 38 to 2557 and encodes 839 amino acids. Gene Ontology annotation, biological process: L-phenylalanine catabolic process. Lineage: Eukaryota; Fungi; Basidiomycota; Agaricomycetes; Hymenochaetales; Hymenochaetaceae. The transcript is spliced from 4 exons.
CCGCGGCAUACAGCAACACUCCCCAAUCAUAAUCACAAUGGUCGUCAACUCAGACAGCUUCUCUCACCGCUCAUACAGCGGUAGCACGACAAUCGUCUCCCCAAGGCACGAGUCUCCCUCCGUCGCCUUCCCUCCACCGCCGGUCGACCCGCUCCCGCACCACCCCUCGGAGACGUCCAUCCCGCUCCGCGUCCCGACUCCCGAGGACGAUGCGAGGUAUAACGCUCUUCUCGAGCGGGCUGCUUGUUUGCGUGAUUUCGUUGCGCAUUAUCAUGAGCUUGAGGCUUACAAGAACGGUGCACCCAUCACCUUAACCGGUGAGGGACUGACUCUCCCAGCCGUCUCCGCCGUCGCACGUUACCCCGACGAGGUCUCAGCUGCGAUCGACGACGCUCUCGCGCAACUCUCCAAGGACACAGCUCGUAUCGAGCAUCUGCAACGUUCGCGCACUAUCAUUGAUGAUAAGCUUGCGCAGAACAAGAGUAUUUAUGGUGUUAGUACUGGGUUUGGUGGAAGUGCGGACACGCGUACAGCCGAGCACGACUCUCUCGGUCUCGCACUCCUCCAACACCAACAUGCCGGAGUCCUCCCCACCGCAUUGGAAUCUCUCGCAGACUCCAACUCCAACGCCUCCUCCACCAAAUCUUCAUUGAAGAAAGCCAGUAAGGCACCCCUCCCACUAAGCUCCUCCAUCUCCGACCUCAGCAUGCCCGCCUCCUGGACCCGCGCAGCCCUCCUCAUCCGUCUCAACUCCCUCCUCCGAGGCCACUCCGCCGCUUCUCUCCCACUCCUCAACUCCAUGGGCGGUCUCCUCUCAAAGCAAAUCACACCAGUCGUCCCUCUCCGCGGUAGUAUCUCCGCAAGUGGAGAUCUGAGUCCGUUGAGUUAUAUUGCGGGGACGUUGAUUGGUGAACGUGGAAUCUACUGCUACGCUCCCUCUUCAGAAGGUGAUGCAGGAGCGAUGGGAAUGGGAAUGGGAAUGGCUGGAGAGAACAUGAAGAUCCUCCGUGCACCCGACGCUUUGAAAGCAGCUGGUCUCGAACCUAUCUCCCUCCGUCCCAAGGAACAACUCGCAAUCCUUAACGGAACUGCGUUCAGUUGCGCUGCAGCUGCACUUUGCGUCGAAGAAGCUAGGCAGCUUAUAAUGCUCGGUACGGUUUGCACUGCAAUGGGAACGGAAGCGAUGCGCGGUUCUGUCGAUUCGUUCGCUGAGUUCAUCCAUCGUAUUAGGCCUCAUCCCGGGCAGAUUGAAACUGGUGCUCUCCUCACUCACUUGCUUGAGAAGUCCAAGUUGGCUACACGCCACUCUGAGCCGACGACUUCUACUACUUUCACUGUUGCAGAGAGUGGGAAGGAUGUUUUGAUGGCUGGAGUUGAAGAAGAGACUAUCGAUGCCGACGCUGGUGUGUUGAGACAGGAUCGUUAUCCUUUGAGGACUGCUCCGCAGUGGAUUGGACCGCAGCUUGAGACUGUUAUGCACUCUGCUGAGACGAUUGCUAUCGAGUGUAACUCCACUACGGACAAUCCACUCAUCGACCCCGACACCGGCAUAGUCCACCACGGCGGCAACUUCCAAGCAAUGUCUCUCACAUCCUCUCUCGAACCUCUCCGUCUCGCCAUCUUCCACAUCGGCAAACUCCUCUUCGCACAAGCCACCGAGCUACAAAACCCACUCAUGUCGAACGGACUCGCAGGAAACCUCGCUGCAACUUCUCCCUCACUCAAUUUCUUUGGUAAAGGAAUUGAUAUCGCUAUGGCUGCGUAUGUAGCGGAGUUGGGGUACUUGGCGAACCCUGUGAGUACGAAUGUACAGAGUGCGGAGAUGCAUAACCAGGCUGUGAAUUCGCUUGCUCUGUUGAGUGCGAGGUAUACGUUGCAGGCGAUUGAGGUUUUGCAGAUGAUUGUCGCUUCGUACAUCAUCUUGCUUUGUCAAGCGGUGGACCUUAGGGCGAUUCAGAAGAUUAUGGAAGAGAAAACGACGGAGAUCGUCGCCGAGCUUGUGAAGGAGUACUUCACUGGAGUAGAAGUUGACGUUAAGGAAGUGAUCAAGGCUGUAUGGACCUCAUUCGAUACCUCUGCGAACAUGGAUGCGAGACCGAGGUGUGAGAAGGCUUCGAAGGCCAGUACGCAGCCUCUCAUCGAAUCUCUCCUCUCCUCCUCUUCCUCUUCAGCAUCAAGUGCAGCAGUCCUCACAGCACUACCGGCCUUCCAAUCGACCCUCACUUCCACCCUGCACAGCGAAUACACAACCCUCACAAACUCAUUCCUCACCUCCUCCCUCUCCCCCUCAUCCUCUCACUACCUCCCCGCAUCUUCUCUCCUCGGUCGUACCAAGGCACUCUACCAAUUCGUCCGUUCCGACCUAGGCGUCGGCAUGCACGGCCUCGAGAACUCAGGUAACUUCCCCAACGGCCUUGGCCAUAGUCUCUUUGCCAGCGAAAAUGACGGAGAAGAGAAACGGGGACGUACUAUCGGUGGGGAAGUCGCUAUUGUGUACGAAGCGAUUCGGGAUGGGAGGAUGAAGAGUGUUUUGGUUGGGAUGUUUGGUCGGGAUUGAUCUCCUUCACCCUCUCAAUCGCUCAAUCAUUGGGGUUUUUCAGGAAUUGGAAAUUGGGUUUUUGACGCGACGAAUCGAGUCUGUAUAAAUGAAGAGAAAGGACGGUUUUCUGGAAUAACUACAUACUAUAAUUUACAUCAUUUUACAUAGAAGUAUCUCUUUGUUCUAUUCUCUCGUCUUCUUUUCUCUCGUCCUCUUUUCUUUUAACUCUUUCUCUCGCGUCUUUCUUGUGGUCUGGUCUUGUUGACUUGUACAUGCAUGCAAUCUCUCUUUUGUCUUCACUUUGAAUUUUUUAUGCCAUCGUCUAAUUAACCAGUUAUCAUGUCUAUGUCUUUCCUCGUCCAAAUCCAAAU